AUGGUAGGUCCAGGCUGGAUGGUGAACCCGCAAGCCACUCAGGGCCACAGCCGGCUUCUCUUUGUCGCCCUGGUUGGGGCAGCUAUUGUCGAAGCACCACAGCAGCGAGAAGCGUGCGUUUUCCGUCGUCGUUUGGACUGGAACGUUCACAAGCAGAUACUGUUGCUGGAAGGCCAAUUCAAAAGAUGCUACCGCAUGGAAGCUUCGUCUUUUGAGCUGUUGCUAUCGUUGAUUAGGCCCACUCUAGCCCGUGACGAGAUGAAGUCGACGAAUCGAACAGGAACCGACCAAUUACAGCCUGAGAACAUGCUACAAAUGACACUUUCUUGGCUAGCAGGAGGCAACUACAUGACUAUUCGUGGUUUGGCUGGCAUGUCUCCCUCUGGAAUCUAUGGAUGCAUGCAUGCUGUUAUGGACGCCAUGUGCCACUGUCCUGAGCUGCGCAUUCAUUCUCCAACGGAGUCACAAGAACGCAUCCACGACCUUGCCGAGAGCUUUACAAACAUCAAUGAAGCUGCUUUCUUCUCGGGUCAUUAUCAGAAGUUCGGAGUCAAUGUUCAAGCCAUUUGUGACGCGUUCUCCCGCUUCACAUGCUAUUGCAUGAAUUUCCCAGGGAAGGUCGUUGGCGACAACGCGUACCCGUUGUCCGACUCUCUGCUCGUACCAUUCAACAAGUUGGAGCUCAAAAGCCGAAAGCACUCCGACUUCAAUUUCUAUCUGAACCAAUUGCGCAUUCGGAUUGAAAUGGCUUUCGGUCUGUUGGUCAACAAGUGGGGUAUCUUCAAGCGCUCUUUGGUUGUGGAUUUUGUGAACGUGAAGAAGGUGAUCAAGACGUGCAUGAAGCUGCCUAACUUCUGCAUUGACGAGAGAAUUAAAAAUGAAGAGAGCGCAAAGAGACUUCAAGUUGUGUCGAUGGAGUACCACAAUUUGCCCGAGAGCGAGUAUCAGCCGACAGACAAUUCUGAAUCUACUGUUGGCUUACGUAAUGACGCUCAGGGGCGCAUUCUUCGUGAAGUGGUUGUCGAUCAUAUUCAGUGUUGUGGGCUCCAGCGGCCCAAACGUCGGCACAGCUAG
Molecule: messenger RNA, 1074 nt
Organism: Phytophthora nicotianae INRA-310
Lineage: Eukaryota; Oomycota; Peronosporomycetes; Peronosporales; Peronosporaceae
Exons: 3
Coding region: 1-1074 (357 amino acids)
Source: RefSeq, a predicted model, not a curated record